Molecule: messenger RNA, 1716 nt
Organism: Phalaenopsis equestris
Lineage: Eukaryota; Viridiplantae; Streptophyta; Magnoliopsida; Asparagales; Orchidaceae
Exons: 3
Coding region: 60-1553 (497 amino acids)
Source: RefSeq, a predicted model, not a curated record
UCUCACCCUUCCGAGCGAGUCGCCCCUAGAAUCAAUAGGCAUCUUUCUUCCCGCCGGCCAUGGCCGCCGCCCCCGCCACUGCUCCCCCCAGCCCCAAGCUCCCACUCAAACUUCUGAUCGACAAGGAGCGCAACCGAGUAGUCUUCGCCGAGGCUGACAAGGGCUUCGUAGACAUCCUCUUCAGUUUCCUCACUCUACCCAUGGGCUCCAUCAUCCGCCUCCUCGGUAAAAAAACUGGCGUCGGAUCCAUGGAUCGUCUCUACGAGAGCGUCGCUAAGUUCGAUGAACGCUGCUUUCAGACCCCCGCAUGCCGAUCGAUGCUUCUCAACCCGAGAAGCGCGGCAGAAAUUCGCUGCAAAGGACUAGCGCUCGAGCUAGAUGAGGAGUCGGAGCCAUGGAUCUACUAUCGCUGCCUGUCUUCGAGGUGUGGCUGCGCAGUGAGCUCAGUGUUUGGAGCACGGUGUCCCUGUGGCGGAACAACGGAAGCACCGAUUCUGGCGUUGGGAUGGCAAGGAUGCGAGGAGUCGGAGAAGGGGUUUGUGAGAGAGGCCGUCAAUUUUAUUGUCAGCGAUAAUCUGGUGGUACGGCCUGCUUCAAUUGGGGCUAGCUUGGCUCUGAUCAACGAUCUUGGGGUCGAUGAUGGUAAUGUUCUUGAGAAGAAGACUGUGCAUUUGAGCAGAGAGGAGAUUUUGAAUUUGCUCAAGAGAGCGCUUGUCUCAAAGAUCCCUCUAACAGACGUCUUCCUCCAAGAACUACACACAACAGAUUCUGCCGAGAAAUUGCCGACAAAAAACAUCAUCCAAGCAAAUGAAAAGCUCAAAACAAGCCGCGACAACAACAAGAAAAUCAAUCUGAAGCUUUUCCUAAGCAAAGAUACUGACAAGGUGGUGUAUGCCGAAGCAGGCAAAGAGCUAGUUGACCUUCUAUUCAGCUUCCUCACUCUUCCGCUUGGUUCAAUCAUAAAGCUUCUGGGAAUGCAUUCAUCUUUGGGGUGCAUCGACAACCUAUAUGAAAGCAUCGAGCUUUUGAGUUCGCCCGACUACAUAAUCUCAAAUGAGUGCAAGGAGAUGCUUUCAUCUCCCAAACUGGCUCCUUUCUUUGGCUUGGAGAAGCAGCUGCUGCAGGUUGAAGAAGAUUUCCCUCAGACUAUCAAGUCCUGUGCCUGCAAAACCUGCUUUUCAUUUUCAUCGGCGACCCGAUGCCUUCACGGACACAAUGUAUCGUUCUGCAAUCUUAUGAACCCUAAGUUGCAGAACUCUGGUCAAGAAGUAGGUGGAGGAUAUGUGAGAGGAAUGGGAUGGUAUCUGAUAACAGAUGAGAUGGAGGUGAGCCCGCUUUCGCCGAUCACCAGCGUACACAUUAUCAACAAGUUGAUGGUGCCUAUCAGCGGUUUAGAGGAAGUUACAGCCAGCCUAGGAGAAGCAGAGGCUUUGGAUUUGUUAAGGGCUUGUUUGAUCUCAGAUGAGGUGCUCAGUGACGUAUUCUCUCCCUAUUUAUUAAAGCUGCUUCAGCAGAAUUGGUUGGGCUGCUUUCCUUGCAAAUCAUACAAGUAAGUGUAUUUAUGAAUAAACACCCCAUAAUUCUUAUCUGCUUACCUAUUUACCCGCAGGUGCUGUAUUUUGUAAAAUAUAUUUGUUUGGUAAUUUGUAUAAUGUCUAUAUGGCUAUAAAAAUUUUUACUUGUUACCUGUCUACUAUUAUUAAAACUUCAUAUGAA